AUGGUGAACUGCCAACACAGAGACUGCUGCUUCGGGCGAGCUCUGCUCAGCAGCUGCAAGCCCUCAGCAGUCAGCGGUGCCGCCGUCAGGAUCCUUCCGGACCUGACUGGUGAAGAGGUGGACCACGUCCUCGGCCACCUGUGGGACAGGGAGAGCAUGGCGCUGGAGGAUUCCGAGCAAAUGCCGGGACUUGAGCCCGUUGCUGCGGUGAGUACGGCCACUAAGGCUGUACCAUCGAUUGCUCCGGCUGCUCCGUUUGCUCCCGCGCGGGGUGGGUUUUUUCGGUUUACGCCGUCCGCCCCGUACCCCCCGUCCGCCCUGUACCCCCCGUCCGCCCUGUACCCCCCAUACGUUCCUGUCGGUCCCGUGGCGGAGGCACAGACCGCCAAUGAAGCCAACUGGGAGCCGACCUCGGUGGCCCCUCCCCGCACGCCGGAUCAAUACUACGAGCAUUUUGAUCCUUGUGGAGAUCCCGUGGUCACGCCUACCCACCGCCACGUCCAGAGCCUCUUCUUGCUGCCCAACUCCCGCGGCACAUUUUUCAAGUUCAGCAACAAGUCUUUGACUAUGUCCGAGCUCCUUGGCUGCGUGCGCGGGGGACGGAUUGAGCGGGUCGAUUUCACACCCGAACGGGGCUGCGCCGGGGUGUAUUUCGUGCUCGCGGAGCACGCGCGCGACUACAUCCGGUUCACCAGACGGUGGACGGGUGUAGGCCGCGCGUGCUUCGCGAGUAUUGAAGCGAUCCCGUGUGCCAAGGGGGGCCACGAGCCCAUCAAAGAGAACAUCGCGAAAGCGAUCAAAUACGAGGGUGCGACCCGAGUACUCGUCAUCGAGGGCCUCCCGGCGGGAACGAGGGUCGACAAGUUGACUGCGGACGUGAAAGCCCAGUCAGGGAAGCUCCGGAUCGCCUGCGAGGAGGUCGACUUUGACGAGGAGGCGGGGAAGUGCACGCUCCGGAUGGCCAGUAUUGGGACCUGUCUGGGUGCGAGGAUGCGUCUGAGACGCCUGCCUUGGUACAGGAACUGCCGGUACUCCUUCGGACCGGACCUCUGUGAGGGUCCGGUCCAGGAUCUUCAGUAG
This is a messenger RNA of Tricharina praecox, 1080 nucleotides long. RefSeq lists its product as uncharacterized. The transcript is spliced from 2 exons. The coding region runs from base 1 to 1080 and encodes 359 amino acids. Lineage: Eukaryota; Fungi; Ascomycota; Pezizomycetes; Pezizales; Pyronemataceae. The record is from RefSeq and is a predicted model, not a curated record.